AAUGGGAGACCUCCAGAUCCUGCUGACUGGGCUGUUAGAGAUGUUGUGAAUUAUUUCAGGACAGCUGGAUUUGAAGAACAAGCCAGUGCUUUUCAAGAACAGAGCCUGCCCUGCGCUCACUGUGCCACACACGGAGAUGACUGUGAUCUCAGCGUGGUGCAGCCCUACUCUGCUGCUGCUUCUCUUCUCCCCAGCCCUGUGGGCAGCAGAGAUUUCCUGCAGGAAUGAAGAUGGGGAGGCAGUGGACUGGUUUGCUCUGUACAAGCUGCCAAAGCACACCAAAGGAGAUGGCACAGGGCUGGGCCUGGAGUACAUGUACAUGGACAGCCUGGCACAGCAGUGGCAGCCUGGCAGGUACCUUGUCAACAUGACGCAGGGUGCUCUGGGACAGACACUGGGGCAGCUCUACAAAGCAUACGAGUCCAAGAGUAACAACACUGUGUAUGCAAUCUAUAACGAUGAGGUCCCUCAUUCUGGCUCCAUCAACUCGAAAAGAGGACACACCAAAGGAUUUCUGCUCUUGGACAAAUCACAAGGCUUCUGGGUGAUCCACAGCGUGCCCUUGUUCCCCCCCUUCCCUGAGGAUGGCUAUGGUUACCCAGCCAGUGGGGAGUCCUAUGGACAAACGGCCAUCUGCAUAACCUUUGCAUAUGAGCAGUUCAUAGAAAUAGACCAACAGAUGCAGAGCUCUAAUCCAAAAAUCUACAGUUGCUCCCUCCCUGAUACUUUCCAAGCUGAUCUCCCAAACCUGCAAAAGCUCUGUGCAGGCUCCAGGCCGCCCUCGGGCCCCCUGCGCCGCCUCUCCAAGCUCCAGUCAGUACACGGGGAAGCCUUUCUCCACUUUGCAAAGUCUGAUUCUUUUGUGGAUGAUAUCUACGUGGCCUGGGUGGCUCAGGAACUGAAGACUGAUUUGUUGGCUGAAUCGUGGCAGCACUCUGGCCAAAAGCUUCCCUCAAACUGCUCUCUCCAGUACUUUGUCUACAACAUAAAUCUCAUAGGGACGCCACUGAAUUCCACCUUCCAUUCGAUCCAGGAUCAUUCCAAAUGGUCUGUUUCAAUGAAGGAUGAAGUUCAGUGGACUUGCAUUGGAGACCUAAAUCGUGCUGCUGAGCAAGCUUGGAGGAGUGGUGGGUUCAUCUGUACACAGAACAAACACAUCUACAAUGCUUUUAGACGUUUGGUGAUCCACUACGAAAGUUGCAAUGAUGCUUCCAUGUGGAUAUAAAUGGACUGUUCCUCCCAAACAGCAUAGCCCCUCAUUACAUAAAACGUGUAGGAAAUAUCUCCCUUAAAUUAUAUUUUCUCUUUGAAAAAAAAUGGCCCUGUGAGUUGCCAGAUUUGCUAAGCUUUCACUUCAUUAGCUAUAAAAGCAGACAUUUUAUGGUUAAAACAUGUCUGUUUUUUAACCUGCACCGUGAUGCUGAAGCAAAGUGUGCUGCUGCCAGCAGUGGUUCACAGGGGAUGUCAGGGAGAAAUGCUGGACAGGGGAUGUGAGGAAGAAUGAAAACUUGCCUUUGUACACAGGUUGUUUGGGAUGGGCUGUUGACAGGAGAAAAGUACCCCAAAAUGCUUCAAAAUCACCACCAUUCCAGGUUCUGUUGAAAUCAGAUCAUGUCUGCUGAGGCUGGGCUGAAUUUUUUAAAAGCCAGGCAUAACUGGGUGCAAACAGGAAGACAAGUAGUCUGGGGACAAGAAAGCUUCAUUUUUUUUGAUUAAUUUUUAGAGGAGAAAUCAGCUUUGAAUCAUUUGUUACCAAUAGCUUGGGAAUGUUUCUGGUGCUUUUAUUCAUGUGCAGCAAUCAUAUAAACCAAUAAACACGUCCAAAAAAUGAAUGAAUAAAAUAAAUUAAGAGAGAAGAUGUUCUUUUUAUGGCCUCUCUCUUCCAUCUACAGCUAUUUGUGAUUGGUUAUAAGGUUUUAUAGCUGCCAAAGGAAAAAUUGAGAAAAUUAAGGGGGGGGAGGAGAGAGAGAAGAAAAUAUUUGAAGGAAGAUGUUAUUUCAUCUGCAUUUGCACACUACAGAUUGGUCUGUUAAUUUUUGAUACCUCCAUUCUCAGGCCUAGCAUUUGAAAUUUGCAUAGAUUUGCUGUAAAGACAAAGCUAACUUUCAAACUCAUGAUCACAUUCUUUUAAUCAGUUUCUAAUAUGUUCCCAGGUACAUUUGUAGGAUUACAUCCCACUUGUUACUUUUUCUUCCCCCUGAAUUGCUAUAAACUCUUGUUUUAAAGUUUGCCUGCCCUGCUAAUAUUUCUGUUUUGCUGUGUUUGUAUUCAAUACCCCUGACAAGUGUCAAAUAGCUAUAAAGAAAUACCCUAUGACCGCAAGAAUUUACUGAAGAUUUCCUUCUCUUUCCAUCCUGAAAAAUCAACCAAACAACAAAGUGUUCAAAAUACCAAAUAAAUUAAUGUAAUAUCAGA
Coturnix japonica (Japanese quail) is the source of this 2415-nucleotide messenger RNA. RefSeq names its product deoxyribonuclease 2 beta (gene DNASE2B). Lineage: Eukaryota; Metazoa; Chordata; Aves; Galliformes; Phasianidae. Gene Ontology annotation, biological process: apoptotic DNA fragmentation. The record is from RefSeq and is a predicted model, not a curated record. Gene Ontology annotation, molecular function: deoxyribonuclease II activity.